UCGUCUACUUCGCCGCCCUCAUCUACAUGUUCCUGGGGAUGUCCAUCAUCGCCGACCGCUUCAUGUCCUCCAUCGAGGUCAUCACGUCGCAGGAGCGCGAGGUCACCAUCACCAAGCCCAACGGCGAGACCACCACCACCACCGUGCGCGUCUGGAACGAGACCGUGUCCAACCUCACGCUGAUGGCGCUGGGCUCCUCGGCGCCGGAGAUCCUGCUGUCCGUCAUCGAGGUGGUGGGCCACCAGUUCCAGGGCGGCUCCUUGGGGCCCAGCACCAUCGUGGGCAGCGCCGCCUUCAACAUGUUCAUCAUCAUCGCGCUGUGCGUGUACGUGGUGCCUGAGAACGAGGUGCGCAAGAUCAAGCACCUGCGGGUGUUCUUCGUCACGGCCACCUGGAGCAUCUUCGCCUACAUCUGGCUGUACCUCAUCCUGGCCGUCAUCUCCCCCGGGGAGGUGGAGGUCUGGGAGGCCGUGCUCACCUUCCUCUUCUUCCCGCUGUGCGUGCUCCAGGCGUGGAUCGCCGACCGACGCCUCUUCUUCUACAAGUACGUCAACAAGCGUUACCGCGCCGACAAGAAGCGCGGCAUCAUCAUCGGGACGGAGGGCGACGGCGUGUUCACCAAGAUGGACCUGGAGAUGGACGGCGGCCGCGGGGCCAACUGCUACUCCGACCCCAAGGAUGUCCUGGACGGGAUGCUGGAGGGGGUGGAGGAGGGCGGAGGAGGCCUGGACCCGGGGCAGGUCCAGGAGGAGGAGGCCCGGCGGGAGAUGGCCCGCACGCUGAAGGAGCUGAAGCAGCGGCACCCAGAGAAGGACAUGGAGCAGCUGAUCGAGAUGGCCAACUACCAGGUGCUGGUGCAGCAGCAGAAGAGCCGCGCCUUCUACCGCAUCCAGGCCACGCGCAUGAUGAUCGGGGCGGGCAACAUCCUGAAGAAGCACGCGGCCGACCAGGCCCGCAAGGUGGUGAGCUGCCACGAGGGCAGCGGCCAGGAGGAGGACCCCCACACCGUCUACCUGCAGUUUGAGCCGUCCCACUACCAGUGCUUCGAGAACUGCGGCUCCCUGAAGCUCUCCGUGGGGCGCCACGGCGGCGACACCGGCUGCACCGUCAAGGUGGACUACCGCACCGAGGACGGCACGGCCAACGCGGGCUCCGACUACGAGUUUGCGGAGGGCACGCUGGUGUUCAAGCCCGGCGAGGCGGUGAAGGAGUUCACCGUGGGCGUCAUCGACGACGACAUCUUCGAGGAGGACGAGCACUUCUACGUGCACCUCAGCAACCCCCGCGUGGCGCACCGCGCCGAGGUGGCCACCCUGGAGCCCGGCGCCAUCACCUCCGGCGGCGGCCCGUCGGGCGGCGGCCUGGCGUCCUACGUCCAGCCCAAGGCGGCGCUGGGCUCCGCCCACUCCGCCACCGUCACCAUCUACGAUGACGACCACGCCGGCAUCUUCACCUUCGAGAGCGGCGCCAUGCGGGUCAGCGAGAGCGUGGGCAGCAUGCAGAUCAAGGUCCACCGCACGUCGGGCGCCAGGGGCAAGGUGGCCAUCCCGUACCACACCAUGGAGGGCACGGCCAAAGCCGGCGAGGACUACCAGGAGGUGGCCGGCAAGCUGGAGUUCCAGAACGACGAGACCAUGUGA
Molecule: messenger RNA, 1640 nt
Organism: Gadus chalcogrammus (walleye pollock)
Lineage: Eukaryota; Metazoa; Chordata; Actinopteri; Gadiformes; Gadidae
Product: sodium/calcium exchanger 1-like
Exons: 2
Coding region: 27-1640 (537 amino acids)
Biological process (GO): cell communication; calcium ion import across plasma membrane; sodium ion transmembrane transport
Cellular component (GO): postsynapse; axon; sarcolemma
Molecular function (GO): calcium:sodium antiporter activity
Source: RefSeq, a predicted model, not a curated record